This is a messenger RNA of Solanum pennellii, 2027 nucleotides long. RefSeq names its product tetratricopeptide repeat protein 5-like. Lineage: Eukaryota; Viridiplantae; Streptophyta; Magnoliopsida; Solanales; Solanaceae. The transcript is spliced from 13 exons. The record is from RefSeq and is a predicted model, not a curated record. Gene Ontology annotation, molecular function: protein binding. Bases 128 to 1768 code for a protein of 546 amino acids.
UCUUAAAAUAGCAACAUGAAGAAAGUGUGAUCCAUCAGGAUACUUAUAAACAGAACUUCCCGCCCAAAAGUUGUAAACCGCCAUUAACAAACUUUGCAGUUGAGCUUUCCAAAAUCCACCAUUGAAGAUGACAACUCCAACUCGUCUAGAAGAUCUAGAAUCCGCCAUUGAAGAAGUAUCUACUCGUCUAAAAGAUCUGAAAUCCAUCAUUGAAGAAGUUUCUACUGAUCAAAAAGAUCUAAAAUCCACCAGUGAAGAAGUUUCUACUCAUCUAAAAGAUCUAAAAUCUGCCAUUAUAGAAGUUUCUACUCAUCAAAAAGAUCUAAAAUCUGCCAUUGAAGAAGUUUCUACUCAUCUAAAUGAAUCGAAUCCAUCAUUGAAGAUGAGCACUCCAACUGAAGAGGUUUCUAGGGAGAAAGGACAAGUCUCUGCUGAUCGAAAAUCCAACAUUGAACAAGUUCGUACUCAUCUGAAAGAAUCCAACUACGAUCAUUGGAUUUCAACUGUGACUAAACUGGCGGAAUGGCUCUACCGUUUCUGCGACCAGCAUUUCCCGUCAACUACACAACAGAGAAUCUCUGACAUCGAGCGUCAAAUUGAUUUGUGCAUCAAAGUCCUUGAGUCAGUUCCUCAAGAGAAGAGGGAAUUAAGUCAUGAAAGUUCGAUGUUCGAGUAUCUAAAAGGAAGGUUGUAUAAUGCAGUUCCUGAUGUUUACAAGGAGAAAGCAGAGCGUUAUCUAGUGAACGCGACUCAAUUGAAUCCGUUUCUGCUGGAAGCUUGGGAUUGCCUCGCCCUCUGCGUUGCCAAGAAAGGGGAUUACAAAAGAGCUAAAAACUGUUAUAAGUUUGUCCUUAAAAUGGGUGGAGAAAGUGCCAGAAUUUUACGUCAAAUUGCACACCUUGAACUGAUAAAUGCACGAGUUCCUGGAAAUCCAGCCAAGCACGUUGACAAAUGCAUCAAAUAUGCCCAAAGGACACUCGCUCUGGAUGACAAGGAUGGAGGUUGUUUAUAUAUCUUAGGAUGUGCAUAUUUCACUUCCUUUCUUCUGAAUGGAGGAUGGGAUCACAAUAAUCUUCAAGUGGCAUUUGGGGAAUACGAGAAAGCUAUGAAAAUUGAUGCAAUGAAGUCAAGCCCAUAUCUUCAAUACGACUAUAGCACGGUGACUAGAUAUCUGGAGAACUACAAGGAGUCCCUAAUUGGAUUUUCAGAUGCUGUAGUAAAGAAUCCUGCUAGUGAUGCUUCACAUCAAGUGAAAGUAACGCUCCAGCUUCUUAACAAAUUAAAAGAAUUACUCCAGGGUAAGCAUAAAGACAAGAGUAAGGGGAAGAAUAAGAGAAAGAGUAAGCGAAAGAGUACGGAAACAAGCUUGUCUUCCCUGAUCCAAUCACUUGCUAAUAUUGAAUUGAAUCCUUCAUACAAGAGAGCAACCGUGGAUCUCUUAACUGAAGGCCAUAACAAACAGAUUGAGGUUAUAGCAGCUGUACGGUGCUUAGUUAAGUAUGAGUAUAAAGCUCCAUUAUACUAUAUGCUUUGUGACUCUGAUGAGAACAGUUUUGUACUUGCAGUGUUCGGCAUACAGAAGGAAGCAAUUAAACAAGGAGAUCAGGUCACACUAUUGGAUCCCAUUUGCAAAUUUGUUGAUUUUGAAUGGGAAGGAAAGCACUAUGAAUUCAAGUCUGUGCGAGUUAAUCUUCUGGAACAAGUCCUUGUAAAUGGAAAUCCCCUGCCUCCUAGUUCUGCCAUGCGUGACUCAAUUAUGCAGAACUGAGGGUAAAAUACUCGUCUAUUAAGCAGGUGUGGGAACAUUAAAUGAGAUAAACUCUACUGGCCGUGUAUUUUUUUUUUUCAAUCUGAUCUGACAGUGUCAUUUCCUUGAGAUGAUAUAUUUCUUUGAUAUUGGACAUAGAUGACUAGUAUAAAGUGAAACUUGUGUUCACUUUUGUAGUUCUUCCGUCAAAUCCUAUUGUUUGUAGUACUGUCCUGCUAUGUUUUGCACUACUGUCUUUUAAUUGAAACUUGGAGUUAUA